GAGGGCGUUGGCGUGUGUGUGUGUGUGUGUGUGAGAGAGUGUGUUCUCUGACACCUUUGUUCCUUUAGUAGAUUCCACUUUAGAAGCUUCAGUUGCUGUAGAAAAAGAGAAACAGGAGGUGAACACUGCACCAGAUCAGGUCGAUGUUUGGAUCUGUGAUUUGUGCGACAUGAACAGUUUGGAGGAGUUUAUCUCGUCCAGCGGCGUCAGGUACAAGGGGCCGUCGUUCAGAUGCCCUUCCCCCGAGGUCCCUCUGAGGACCACACAGAUCCAGGUGUUUCCGGUGGUGCUGCUCCGUCAGACGCUCAGCAGGUUCAGGAGUCUCUUUUUGGACCGUGUGGAGUUUCACUUCCGUGAGCUGAUGCUGUGGUCUGAGUCACUUCUGUGUCACCACAGACAGGGGGCGCUCACGGAGCAGGACCUGACUCUGCGGCGGCUCAGUGCUCAGAACGUCCGUCUGUUUAUCGUCCGACCGCGACUCGCGGAGCUGCGGCUGCACCAGGAGCAGGUCGAUCUUCACUGUGGAAACGUGUCCCAGACUCUGUCCUGCCUCAGCUCUGAUCUGAACGAGCUCCUGGAGUUUGUGGACGAGAGGAACCGGACCUUCCUGAGGACAGUGUCCAGUUUGGAGAGCAGCCUUCAGUCUGUGGACAGCCUUCGGCGAGCGCAGACCCUCGACUCCGGCCUGAGGGAGUAUCUCCAGAACCACAUGGCAGAAACACGAAUAUCUCAGACCAACUUCAGGAAAAAUGUGCAGGUCCAAGUGGAGCAGCUGAAACAGACGACGUCACAGCUGCUCCGCUCCUUCAGACUGUUUAGUGAAGGAGGAGACUUCACGCCUCAUGAGAUCAAAAUGUUUCAGAAGAGGCUGAAGAACGAAAUGAAAAAGAUCAAUGCGGAGGAAGAGUCCAUCCAUCGUCAGCUGGAGGCCUGUCACCCAAGGACUUUACAGCAGCUCCGGGAGGUGUACAGUCUGCAGGACAAGUUGACUUCACUCAAGUCCGAGUUCUUGUUUGUGGAAAAAAUCCAGAACAUCCUCCGCAGUGCUCAAAUCAAGAUCAAGUCUGUGGCUGCCAUCGGAAAUCAGCAUCAGUCUGAAGCCACCAGCAAGAUUCAAGAACUUCAGAGUCUUCUGGGAGACAGUGAGACACAGGUGUGUCCAGCCCAGGUGUUGUCCAUAUUCUCUGUCCUCAGUCGGACGCUGCAACAGCAGGCGCAGUAUCUUCACUUUACCUCGGACUCACACCAGCGCCCUCUGCAGGAAGACCCCUCUCUGUCUGCGCACCUCUUGCCCCCCCCCUCUGCGCUGCACCCCUGUGGCUCGAGAGGGGCACUGCACGCUGACCCUCUGCUCGGGCUCAUCCAAACUCUAAACAGCGACAGGACGUCCCCCGACACGGAGCCCAGAAGAGGAGCAGGUCAAACCUGUCAGAGCGCUGGACCUGUUCAGAAGAAAGACGAGUGUCCUGCAGUGAGGAGAGGAGGCAGAGCGCCCCGAGUGGACUGGAGGCUGCAGACGUUUGGGCCGAGACCCGAGCCGGGACAGGAGACCUGUUUGAGCUCCAGAGUCUGCGCUCUGCUGUGGGACGUCACUGACGUCCUGAUGGUCACCGCCGAGGAUUUCUACCGGGGCAGUCCUGGUGUCAGUCACUUCCUGUUGGUUCCGGACAGUCUGGAGCUGUGGGUCGCCCACGUGCAGCAAAGACUUCUGGGAUAUGUGGAGCAGUCGAGGAGUUUCCACCGCUCCAGUGAGAAAGAUUUCCUGAAGCUUCUGGUCACGUUUGAACAAACCUGUGAUAAAGUCUGUGAGCGGCUCCUCCGUGAACACGAGGAGCAGCGGCGGGAGCGGCUCAGCGCCGAGAUGGAGCGGCUCAGGGUGGAGCUCGAGCAGACGGUGUCCGAGAGCGAGGCUGAAAAAGUGUUUAACGCACACACGGCGAACACGCACACACCACACACACGCCAGACACAAUCACACACACCACACACACACACGCCAGACACAAUCGCACACAUGCACAUGCCACACACACACGCCAGACACAUUCACACACACUCCACACGCACACGUGUUGUGUGUUUCAUAGUCGUAUUGUGCGGCGGCUGUGUGUUUAGUGUGUGUGUUGUGUGUUUCAGAGUCGUAUUGUGCGGCGGCUGAGGCUGUGUCUUGUGUGUGUGUUGUGUGUUUCAGAGUCGUAUUGUGCGGCGGCUGAGGCUGUGUCUUGUGUGUGUGUUGUGUGUUUCAGAGUCGUAUUGUGCGGCAGCUGAGGCUGUGUCUUGGCGCUGAGGCUCUGCAGGAGCUUGUGCUCAGAGAACAGCACCGACAACAAGAGCUCAACAGCGCCAUCUACUGUUCUGCCACAGCCCAGAGG
This is a messenger RNA of Periophthalmus magnuspinnatus, 2372 nucleotides long. RefSeq names its product coiled-coil domain containing 180 (gene ccdc180). The transcript has 16 exons. Bases 170 to 2158 code for a protein of 662 amino acids. Lineage: Eukaryota; Metazoa; Chordata; Actinopteri; Gobiiformes; Gobiidae. The record is from RefSeq and is a predicted model, not a curated record.